GUAAAGUUCUCUUCCGUGACCUCUCUGGACCGUGAUGGUUGGUGAACACCCAAUCGAAGUUUUACAGUUACGGCUUCAACAGAGAAGGACCCAAGAACAGCUGGCUAACCAAGGCAUCAUACCACCCCUGAAAAGCCCACCUGAAUUCCAUGAGCAAAGAAAACGUUUGGAUAGUGGCAAGGCUGAAGACACCCUGAAGCACAAGGUCAGAAACAGGUCCGACCGUGCAGACGUGGUGAAAAUGCACAUACUCCAAGGCUCCACUGCAGAGAGAUCCGUCCCAACUGCUCAGAUGAAGCUGAAAAGAGCCCGACUUGCAGAUGACCUCAAUGAAAAAAUCGCUCUCCGGCCGGGGCCCCUGGAGCUGGUGGAGAAGAACAUAUUCCCUGUGGAUUCCGCUGUGAAAGAGGCCCUAAAAGGUAACCAGGUGAGUUUCUCCAAAUCAGCGGAUGCAUUUGCCUUUGAGGAGGACAGCAGCGAUGGGCUUUCUCCGGAUCAGACUCGAGGUGAAGACCUCCAGGGCUCAGCAGGAUCCCCCCCAGACGUGAAAGCUACAGAGACCCCUUUGGCGGGUCCUCGGGGGAAAAUCCAGGAUCUUAUUUCUGGCUCAGAAAAUGAAAGGAAUGACUCGCCCCCCCAGCCCGGCAACCAGUCAGACCCGGGGAAGCAGGGGCUCGGCCCCCUGGGCAACCCCACCCCUGUACACGCUGCUGUCAAGUCCAAGUCCUUGAGCGACAGUAAGAACCGCCACAAAAAGCCCAAGGACCCCAAGCCAAAGGUGAAGAAGCUCAAAUAUCACCAGUACAUCCCCCCGGACCAGAAGGCAGAGAAGUCCCCCCCGCCCAUGGAUUCCGCCUACGCCCGGCUGCUCCAGCAGCAACAGCUGUUCUUACAGCUGCAGAUCCUCAGCCAACAGCAACAGCACCGCUUCAGCUACCCCGGGCUCCACCAAGCUCAGCUCAAGGAACCAAAUGAGCAGGUGGUCAGAAAUCCAAACCCUUCUUCAGCACCACUGAGCAAUGCCCCUUUGUCUCCUGCCAAAAACAGUUUUUCUGGACAAACUGGUGUCUCUUCUCUCAAGCCAGGCCCUCUCCCAUCCAACCUAGAUGAUCUGAAGGUCUCUGAGUUAAGACAGCAGCUUCGAAUACGAGGUUUGCCGGUGUCCGGCACCAAGACGGCCCUCAUGGACCGGCUUCGGCCCUUCCAGGACUGUUCUGGGAACCCGGUGCCCAACUUCGGUGACAUAACGACCGUCACUUUUCCUGUGACGCCCAGCAGCGCGCUGCCCAAUUACCAGUCCUCCCCGCCCACCGGCGCCUCGUCCAACGGCUUCUACCACUUCGGCAGCACCAGCUCCAGCCCCCCCAUCUCGCCCGCCUCUUCCGACCUGUCGGUGGCGGGGUCCCUGCCAGACACCUUCAACGAUGCCUCCCCGUCCUUUGGCCUGCAUCCGUCCCCCGUCCACGCGUGCCCCGAGGAAAGCCUCGUGGGCAGUGUCAACGGGGGUUGCAUCCCUCCCGAGCUGGACGGACUGGACUCCGAGAAGGACAAGAUGCUGGUGGAGAAGCAGAAGGUGAUCAACGAGCUCACCUGGAAACUCCAGCAAGAGCAGAGGCACGUGGAGGAGCUGAGGCUGCAGCUGCAGAAGCAGAAGAGGGGCAGCUGUGCCGAGAAGACGCUGCCGCCUCUCCCCGCCGCCCCCGUCAAGCAGGAAGACGCCGCCUGCAGCUGUCCUUUCGCAUCCCCGCAGAGAGCCGUGAAAAGACAGAGCGCCUGCUCGGAGGGCCAGCCGCCGGCUCGUGAAGACGCUCAGCUCCUGCCCCUCGGGAGCACUCCCUGUGCGGAGCCCUCAGGUCAAAGCAGCGUACUUCCUUCCACGUUCCUCAGCCCGCAGUGCUCCCCGCAGCAUUCGCCCCUCGGGGCUGUGAAAAGCCCGCAGCACAUCAGUUUGCCCCCCUCGCCGAACAACCAUUACUUCCUACCCGCACCUUCGGGCGCCCAAGGAGACGAGCACAGGGUCUCCUCACCUGUCGGCAGCCAGGUGCGUACUGCACAGAACUCAGGGGCACGUGAGGGCCAUCCUUCAAGCUUCUCUCCCCAGCCUUCCAGCCUUCACCCCUCUUUCUCUGGAGCCCAGGCAGACAGCAGUCAUGGUGCCGGGGGCAACUCUUGUCCCAAAAGCCCAGGUGUACAGCAAAAGAUGGCUGGUUUACACUCUUCUGAUAAGUCAGGGCCAAAGUUUUCAAUUCCAUCCCCAACUUUUUCUAAGUCAACUUCAGCAGUUUCAGAGAUAAGCCAGCCUCCAUCCUAUGAAGAUGCAGUAAAGCAGCAAAUGACCCAGAGUCAGCAGAUGGACGAACUCCUGGAUGUCCUCAUUGAAAGUGGAGAAAUGCCAGCUGACGCCAGAGAGGAUCAUUCAUGUCUUCAGAAAGUCCCAAAGAUACCUGGGUCUUCUCGAAGCCCCUCUGCUGCCCUCCCCAAGCCCCCGGCUUCCUUUGAACCAGCAUCUGCAGGAGGCCAGCUCUCCUUCGAGCACUACGGCGCCGACAGCAACGAGCACCUUGAAGUCUUAUUAAAUUCCCAGAGCCCCUUGGGGAAGGUGGGCGACGUCGCCCUUCUGAAAAUCGGGAGCGAGGAGCCUCCUUUCGAUGGGAUGAUGGAUGGGUUCUCCGGGAAGGCUGCGGAAGACCUCUUCAACGCGCACGAGAUCCUGCCGGGCCCUCUCUCCCCCAUGCAGACUCAGUAUUCACCCUCGUCCGUGGACAGCAGUGGGCUGCCCUUAAGCUUCACGGAAUCUCCUUGGGAAAGCAUGGAGUGGCUGGACAUCACGCCACCCAGCUCCACCCCGAGCUUCAGCUCCCUCCCCACCGGCGGUCCCAGCAUCUUCAACAUCGACUUCCUGGAUGUCACGGAUCUCAAUUUGAAUUCCCCCAUGGACCUCCACUUACAGCAGUGGUAG
Messenger RNA from Eubalaena glacialis (North Atlantic right whale), 2959 nucleotides. It is a transcript of the gene MYOCD, whose product is annotated as myocardin. The record is from RefSeq and is a predicted model, not a curated record. The transcript has 14 exons. Gene Ontology annotation, biological process: cardiac muscle cell differentiation; smooth muscle cell differentiation. NCBI's taxonomy places the organism in Eukaryota, Metazoa, Chordata, Mammalia, Artiodactyla, Balaenidae. Bases 35 to 2959 code for a protein of 974 amino acids.